AUGAGCGCUGCCGAUUCUACAGCUAAGCAAACCGCCAAGAAGGCAAGCAAGCCUACCGUUCCAGCUGCUCACCCUUCUUAUGUCAGCAUGGUAGCUGCAGCUAUCGGAGCGCUGAAGGAAAAGAAAGGUUCGUCCAAAAUUGCGAUUUUGGCCUACAUCAUGGCUAACUACAAGGUCAGUGAAGAAAAGACCAAGGUUGCUCCAAGAAUAAGAACUGCUCUGAAGAAUGGUGUGGAGAAGGGAACAUUGAUGCAAGCAAAGGGAAACGGAGCUACUGGCUCUUUCAAACUUGGAGAAAAACCCAAGACAGCAAAGAAACCGAAAGCUACUGCUACUAAAAAAGCCAAGACGCCUAAGAAAGCUGUGCAGAAGCCAGCAGUUAAGGAAGCCGCCAAACCGAAGAAGGUCAAUACCCCCAAGAAGGCAUCAACCAAGAAGCCUGCAGCUAAAAACCCAGCGGCCAAGAAGCCCGCAGCCAAAAAAACAGCAGCUAAGAAGCCCGCAGCCGAAAAGCCAGCAGACAAGAAACCUGCAACUAAGAAAGCAGCAGCCAAAAAGCCUGCAACGAAGAAAGCAGCAGCCAAGAAGCCUGCAACUAAGAAAGCAGCAGCCAAGAAGCCUGCAACUAAGAAAGAAGCAGCCAAGAAGUAA
Mizuhopecten yessoensis (Yesso scallop) is the source of this 651-nucleotide messenger RNA. RefSeq names its product histone H1-beta, late embryonic-like. The record is from RefSeq and is a predicted model, not a curated record. Gene Ontology annotation, molecular function: nucleosomal DNA binding; structural constituent of chromatin; double-stranded DNA binding. The coding region runs from base 1 to 651 and encodes 216 amino acids. Gene Ontology annotation, cellular component: nucleosome; nucleus. Lineage: Eukaryota; Metazoa; Mollusca; Bivalvia; Pectinida; Pectinidae. The transcript has 2 exons. Gene Ontology annotation, biological process: negative regulation of DNA recombination; chromosome condensation; nucleosome assembly.